This is a messenger RNA of Oryza brachyantha (malo sina), 465 nucleotides long. RefSeq lists its product as uncharacterized. The record is from RefSeq and is a predicted model, not a curated record. Lineage: Eukaryota; Viridiplantae; Streptophyta; Magnoliopsida; Poales; Poaceae. The transcript has 2 exons. The coding region runs from base 1 to 465 and encodes 154 amino acids.
AUGUACAAUCCGGAGCAGCAGCCGCACCACGUGGUGGCGCCGCCGCGGAUGUCCUUCUCCAGCGACUUCGCGCUGGAGCCGCCGCCGCGGUCGUCGUCGUCGUCGGGUACGGCGGCGUCCGUGGGGGACGCCGACUUCGAGUUUUCCUCGGUGGGCAGCCGGCCGAUGAUGGCCGCGGACCAGCUCUUCUCCAAGGGCCGCAUCCUGCCGAUGCGGGAGGCCGCGGCCCCCGGCGGUGCCGGCGGCCGGCCCCUGACGCUGCGCGACGAGCUGCGGGCGCACGAGGCCGCUAAUGGCGAUCGCCGCCGCCGCUCUGUUCGGCCGGCGGCGGCGACCGGCGCCCGGUGGAAGGAGAUGCUCGGGCUGAAGAGGGCGCACAGGAAGCCGCAGGGCGCCAUUGACGGCGCCGAGGAAGGCGCGUCCCCCCACGACCUCGAUCACAUGGAUGUUGGAGGAGGUGAAUGA